AUGGAAUAUCUUUCUCACUUGUACAAGGAAGAACCUUAUCGGGAUUACAUCGACAAUGAUCCGCCAUUUUCCCUUGCAGUAGUUGGCAAGAAGAAUCUUCCUAUUGCUGAAAGUUUAUCACGUUUUUCAGAGUCCGGUACACGUUUUCGAGUUAAUUACUUUACUGAUAUAAAAACACUUUUCCCUCAAAAAGUUAAAGUUGGCUUGACUGGUGAUGUUUUAGGAAUUUUUAAGAGCAAGUGGUGUUCUAAACAUUUACAGUCUAAAUGCAGUUGUCUUAUGUUCUGCUUAGACUGGGAUGAGUUGGGGGAAACAUCUUUAGAUGAGGUUUGGUUAUCUAAUAUAUGCAAUCAAUUAAGGGAAUAUAUGAAUUAUUCUAGAAGUAAAGUAAUUAUUGCUCUCGUUACUUCGAAAGAAGUUAAUUCAAAUGUUAAUUCCAUAGUACAAAUUGAAAAACUACAGUAUGACGUAAAAGUGUUUUUGGGUAGCGAGUUCAAAUAUGUUUUGCCCUUGUUUGAAAAUGGAAUGGAGGUGAACUCGGCUGAAAAACUUUUUCGCAUGGCCCUAGAGCUGUCUACUAAGUACCAUAAGGAUGAAGUUUCGCGUAUUAAAAAUAGUAGGUUAGAUCGUAGUUAUAUAACAGUAAGACGAAAGUUUAAGAUUGCGUGGCAUUAUCUUGUUUUAAAAGAUGUUAAAACUGCUAAACGGUAUUUUGAAGAUGCUUAUAGGUCUCUUAGGGAUAUAUCUCCUUUUUGCCCUACGAUGGAGUCUAGGAUUUGUGGUACUAUUUUGAUUUACCACAUAAUACGUGCUGCUUCUGCAGAAUCACUUAUUUCUUUCGAUGAUCCUUAUUACCGUCUUUGUGAAAAUCAUAUUUUAUGGCUUGGACAAGCAAUUGGCUCAUCAUCUUCAGAAGAUAAACCGGUGGCUAGGUUUUUGAAAUUACUUCUUUUAGGUGAGUGUUAUGAUUGGAUAACAAAAUAUACUGUAAAUAUUACGGAUAAUGUUAAAAAAGAUCUGAUGAUAUCGUCACUUGGAGCUUUUGAGGAUGCAUUAAACAUGAAUUGCUCCUCUUCUCAUUUAACAGAUGUGGUUUCGGUACCUUUUUUUCUUGGCUCUGAGUGUUGCCUAGACUCACAUAGUUGUAUUUUUUAUUCUGCUCAAAGUACAGAAAUUCUUUCAGAACGAGUUCAAGAAUUACUAAACCGAAUUGGAACAAUGGAAAAACCUUCAUUAGAGGCAUUAUUUCUUUUAGCUCGCGCAAAUAUUUGGUUUCGUAAAGUGGAAGAAGUAAUUUUCUUUUUGAAUAGGUUGCGAGAAUUUACUAUGGGAACGUAUCAAGAAUGCGAAGUUUUUCAUGGACUCUUAAUGGAAGUUUAUAGAUCUCUUGAUGGUAAGCCUAGUAAAAAAAAUCGGGAUGAAGUUAUGUUUUCCUUUGUAUCACUUUCUUUUGGACCUGGAGAAGGAAAUACCCAAGGACGAUAUCUUCGUACCUUUUUAGACAUGGCUAAAACGAAUAGUUGGACUGAUAUUAACCUGUAUUAUCCAAAAAAGGGACAUUAUGCACCUUUCACAUGUUUGUGUAGUUUUAGUGAAUACUACCACGAUUGUUCAUCUAGAGCCAAAUUAAACCUUGAGAUUUUUACUGCUUCUGUGGAAUCAAUUAUUGUAGAAUCUCUGUCUGUUACCAUUUCUAGAUUUUGCGAUGAUGAGAAAAAAGCUUCAAAUACCAUUUUGGUUUCAAAGGAGAAAUUUCAGGUAAGCUUAAAAACUUCUUGUAGUUUUUUAGUUGAAAUACAUCUUGAUGAACCAGGUUUUUAUCAUUGUGCAAAUGUUAAAGGGCGUGUGAAUUGUAAUGGUGUGAUUUUAAAUGUGGAGUGGGGAUUGAACAAUUCGGUGACGUUGCAGAAAAUUCCGAGGGAAUUGGAAAUAGUUGGUGAGGUUUUAGGUCCGUCAAGGCACAGACCUUGGAUAUAUGUGGUGAAACCAGUCUGUCUAUUGGAGUUUGAUGUUCCUAAUAAUAUUACAGCUAUUGAAGGUGAAGAAGUGAAUGUUAAUAUUGUUGUUAGGGCAGCGAAAAAUUUGGAAGGAAAUGGUAGUCUUGUAUUGCCUUAUAUUCCUAAUUUGUAUGAGUUUACUGGAGAUAUAAUUUUGGAAAAGCGAUCAAUUUUUAGAGAUAGUCAAACAGAUUAUCCUGCCUUUGUUUUAGACAAACUUCCAGCAAUUUCUCAAAGUAGUCCGCUUAGAUUAUCAGUAGUGUAUAAAUUUCUUCGUGCUGGAAAAUAUAUGGCGCCAAUAUUUUUUAAUUACAAGUCAGCGAAUUAUUCAGAUAGGGAGAUUUUAAAGAGAAUAGAGGUUAAUGUUUUUUAUCCUUUUACUCCUACAUUUACCCUUCUUAAAGUUCUGCCUUGGAAUAUUACUCCAAUGAAGGUGGAUGUGGUUUUUGGUUCUGAAAAUACCCUUAGUAUCCCAGAAAGUUCUUCUAAAUAUGUACAACAUGAGGUAUCUAUCUUACUUCCACCACGUGAUGGAAUCAAUGAAAUCGCAACGAUACCACAUAACAACAAAUCUAUUAUGCUCUAUAAUGGGGUAAAAGAAAAAAGAGAAAAAUCGCUUGAUAUUAUCUUUUCCAGGGGUGAAGAAAUUGUUGUUGAAAUUUCAAUGACUUGUCAAGCUUUACGAGGCUUAAAAGUAUUAUCCUUAGAUGUUGUUACUGCAUAUGAUGUAUUGCUUAUUUCCCAAGCUGUUGGUCAGCUCCCAUGUUGUGUUGAAUAUCUAGAUAUAUUGACUGUAACAGCCAAAGUUCGCGUAUUACGUCUGGGAAAAUAUUCGCUUGGAUUUAUUCGAAUUGUUUUAGCUUCCGAAGAUGGUAUUCAACGUACUAUGUCUGAUCUCCCCUUACCUGAAGUAGGAGUGGAAUCUACUCCCUUUUCCCUAACCUUGAGAAGUCCAUCUGUUGCUAUUUUAGGUUCACCUUUUCUUCUUUCUUUUGAUAUUGUGAACAAGACUGAGAGUUCGCAAAGCUGUGAGUUGAUUAUAGAAAAAGAUGAAGCCUUUUUUGUAAUGGGUGGGAGGACUCAAUGGAGUUUCUGUAUUGGCCCUAAUUCUGUCAAAUCAAGUGAAAUAAUAUUGCAACCACUUCGUGUUGGUUCACUCAAACUUCCAUCUGCCUUUGUCAAGCACUUAUCAAGUCCAGGAUCGGGGUUAACGUUUGUGUGCCAAAGCGAUUCACAGAGGGUUUGUGUUCUACCGUCCUGA
Messenger RNA from Trypanosoma theileri, 3258 nucleotides. RefSeq lists its product as uncharacterized. NCBI's taxonomy places the organism in Eukaryota, Euglenozoa, Kinetoplastea, Trypanosomatida, Trypanosomatidae. Bases 1 to 3258 code for a protein of 1085 amino acids. The record is from RefSeq and is a predicted model, not a curated record. The transcript has a single exon.